Molecule: messenger RNA, 1728 nt
Organism: Trametes versicolor FP-101664 SS1
Lineage: Eukaryota; Fungi; Basidiomycota; Agaricomycetes; Polyporales; Polyporaceae
Exons: 7
Coding region: 226-1419 (397 amino acids)
Biological process (GO): peptidyl-L-cysteine S-palmitoylation; protein targeting to membrane
Cellular component (GO): endoplasmic reticulum palmitoyltransferase complex; extrinsic component of endoplasmic reticulum membrane
Source: RefSeq, a predicted model, not a curated record
CUCGCUGCACCCUCUCUUGAACGCGACAUAGUCUUCGCAUCAUCUAUAGGCUUGUUUUCCGUUGCAUGAAGAGUCUUAUCUAUCCAGCCUCGUAGCUGAAUACCGUAAAACUCGUGCCAGGCUGGGUCUGAAGUCUACUGGACGCUCACGUACUUCUCUCACGUCUCCGAGCCUCCCGGAUUCUCUCCUCCCUCCCCCAGCCACAAAGGGUUCUCAUCUGCCACCAUGAGCUCCAGCUCACGCCCAGCCUCCCCACAGGCGUCCCUUGCCGUGCCCGCACAAGCACCGCUGCACACGCACGAGGCGUCCACGAGCUCGUCGCCCGUGCCACCCACGCCGCCGCCCAAGGACUACACGUUCCGCCCGCCCGAGGAACCUGAGCACAAACCCCCAGCGGCAGCAGCAGGCAAGAUGGGCAAGCUCGGUAUCAAGGCGGCGCCCCCGGCGGUGAUCCCUGCGGACAUGGUCAUCGACAUCUCGCGGCCGUUCAGUGGGAUCGAGAUCGAGACGGACUCGGUGGAAGAGGCGGAGGUGGAGGAGGCUGAUACGACGCUGCGUGCAAGCACGGAUGCGCAUGGGCCCGCGCACGCGCUGGGAAAAGAGGGUGUGGCGGAGGAUGAGGAGGUGGUGGACCUGGACGGCGAGACGGAGGCGGAUAUCACGGCCGCGCAUCGACUAUCGGACAGCCCGACGGAGCACGAGGUCGGGGGGUCGACGCUGUACGGGUCGGGCGCGGGGAGUCAGCGGGACCGCGACCGAGAGCGGGCGGCGGAGAGGGCGGAGGAGCGGGAGCAUGUGCAGGAGCACCCGUUGCGGCUGGACGUGCACCCGCCGUCGCCGCCCUCGUGGGACUUGCACGACGAUGCGGAGAGGGGAAGGAUUAGCCCGCAGCGGUAUGAGUUCUCGACGGCGAAGACGCGGACGAUGCAUGAGUUCACGAAGCAGCCGCGAAGUCACAAUCGCCCUCUGGUCCCACAUUCGGCGUACUACUUCGGCCCUCCACCACCCGACUCAGCGUAUGGUACAGAUCCGAUAGGCCAGAUCGGUGUGCACCUUCCUCGAGAAGUUGUGCGGAUAGAGAGGGACUACACCGGAGGCGAGCUCCCCCAAUUCUCGUCGACGUACCCGCUGGAACUCGAAGGCAGGAUCACACCGACGCAAUUUCUGGAGACGAUCAACGCCAUAAACGAGAUACUGCUCUCUGCGCACAGUCUCGGGCAGGCGUUCGUCGACAACGCGCUCGCAUUCCUGAGCUUGCAAGCAUCGCGAGCCCUGAAGCGGUCGCACUGCGACAAGGAGAUGGAUCGAUUGAAGGCGAUGAUGGACAUGCUCAAUGAGCACGUGUACAAUCCCGUGGGUCUGCAUCUCCGGUGGCCGCGCUCCGUUGCGUUUCUCUUCAUGGAGAUUGAGUACUAUUGAUGCGCGCACUUGCAAUUGUUGAAGCGCUCAUGCCAUCCUCGCUCAUCUUCGCUCCUACAAAGGACCGGCCCAUUACCCCGUUAUCUCCGUCCUCCCCGAGCCCGCAUACCACCAUCGUUUACACUGUUUUCGCCUGCGCAACCUCUUUCCUGCCACUUGGCUCUGUUGUCUGGUUUCCACUCUCCUCCGUCUAUCCCUUCCCAUCCGCAACAUAUAGGCCAUUGUACGAUAUCUCCCCCGGCCACGCUCCCGUAUACCACGCACUGCAUAUACAUCACGAACACAUUACGUCUUUUUGAUAUCUCUCCC